Messenger RNA from Syzygium oleosum, 1684 nucleotides. Its product is annotated as dof zinc finger protein DOF1.8-like. Lineage: Eukaryota; Viridiplantae; Streptophyta; Magnoliopsida; Myrtales; Myrtaceae. The transcript has 2 exons. Gene Ontology annotation, biological process: regulation of DNA-templated transcription. Gene Ontology annotation, molecular function: DNA-binding transcription factor activity; DNA binding. The record is from RefSeq and is a predicted model, not a curated record. The coding region runs from base 120 to 1073 and encodes 317 amino acids.
CUCACUUGAUCUGCAUCAUCUCCUUCCCCUCCCCCUCUCUCUCUCUCUCUCUUUUCUUUUCUUUUCCCUCUUGAUGAUUUGGCUGCUAAUAAAGGGUAAAGUGAUGCUGUUCUUUGAAGAUGAAAGACGAUCGCUUCUUUUCUUUUCCUCCUCUCUCAGCUCAUAUAAUAGCUAAGUGCAAGGAGAUUGUGGUGAAACCAAUAGAAGAAAUAGUCACAAGCACAUGCACAGCAACAACGACCCCAAAGCCAUCGUCAUCUUCGGCUUUGGAGAGGAAGCCAAGGCCACAGAAGGAACAAGCCCUGAACUGCCCAAGAUGCAACUCCACCAACACCAAGUUCUGCUACUACAACAACUACAGCCUCACCCAGCCCAGGUACUUCUGCAAGACCUGCAGGAGGUACUGGACUGACGGUGGGUCCCUCAGGAACAUCCCUGUGGGUGGUGGCUCAAGGAAGAACAAGAGAUCAUCAUCUUCAGCAUCAUCUGCUUCCUCGUCUUUCAAUUCUUCAUCCAAGAAGCUGCCUGAUCUGAUCAGCACACCUGCAACAAACCCUAACAACAAAGUGCCACUCCACGAAGGCCAAGAUCUGAACCUGGCCUUCCCAAACCCUCACCAUCAUGAUUUCAAGUCCAUCUCUGAACUAGUCCAAGUGCCAAGCCUUGAAGCCAGCAAGAACCACCAAAUCUCUGCCAACUCUAGCUCUGCUGGUGCUCCGGCGGCAACACAGCAGCUCUCGGCUCUGGAGCUGCUCUCAGGGAUUACAUCAAGAGGUAGUUUCAGUUCGUUCAUGUCUAUGCCGGUCCCCGAUCCAGGCUCCGUCUAUGCGCCUGGGCUAUUCGCACUGCCGGACUUCAAGCCAACCCUCAAUUUCACUCUAGAUGGCCUUGGGAGCGGGGCUUAUAGGAGCCUCCCGAGCGUGCAAGAGGGUGGCGCUAAUGGAGGGAGGCUCUUGUUUCCCUUUGAAGAUUUGAAGCCAGUCUCAAGCACAAGUGAUAUUGAGCAGAAUAGAGGAGAGCAAGGAGACUCCAAUGGGUACUGGAGUGGGAUGUUGGGUGGAGGAUCGUGGUAAAGAAUUAGUUUCAGAUUAAAGAAACAGUUAAAAAAAAAAAAAGGAAAAAUAAUGGGUUUCUAGUUGUUCUUCUUGGGUGUUAAUUUACUUAAUAUCAUCAGUUUCUCUCUGCUGGCGGUGGUGGUGGUGGUGGUGGGUGCAUUUUAUGAUGACUUGUUGAUUUUUCUUGGAAACUAACAGAUCAUAGGUUUAUCAAGUGGGUUCCUUUCUCUCUCUAUCUCUAUUCAUUAUUAGCCCUCUUCAUCAUCUUCUUGGCCUGAUGAAGAUUGUUGGAGGGAAUUGAAGCUUUCCUUUAGUGUGUAGGGUUCAGCUUCAAGAUCAAAAAGCUUCCCUGUGCAUGUAUGACUGAAUCGAAGGGCGAUACAGAUUCAAAAAGGUGAGUUGAUCAAAGCCCAUUUUUUAGGGCAUUUGAGGGAGUGAGGGCAUGAAUUUUGCCCAUCAUUUCAUCCUUCAUCUUCCACACCCCACUAGAGAGAGAGAGAGAGAGAGAGUGAGUGAGAGUAAAAAGUAACCCGAGUUUUAUGUAUGUUUGAUGUUUGGCUUUGGGUUAAAUUUAGACAUGUUUUGCUGUAAUUGCGCAAUUAGUUCAAUGAAUUAUAUAGUUCCUAAUA